CGGGCGCGGACAGUCCACCGCCGGCGCCGCAGUCUUCAGGAUGCCGGUAAACGCAGACCUGAGCCUGGGCGCCGUGCUGCGCUUCGGCUACGCGAUGGUGGCGCUGUCGCUGGUGCUGAUGGUGUGGGCGUCGCUGGCGGGCGCCCGCGAGGCCGGCGCCGCGCACCACCACCACUACUCGGCGCCCGCGGCCGCCCACUCGUACCCGCCCUGCUACUUCAACCCGCUGUGCUCGUGCUCCAAGGCCGUGCCCGACCUGGGCAUCGUCGCCUGCCGCGGCGUGCCCCUGCCCCGGGUGCCGCCGCCGCUCAACGCCUCCAAGCUCUUCACGCUCCACCUCAGCCGCAACGGGUUGCGCGGCCUCGAGCCCUACUUCCUGCAGGGCACAGGUCUGUACGGGCUGGAGAUCACCCACAACGCGCUGGCGGAGAUCCCGGACGAGGCGUUCAUGGGCCUGGAGCGCUCCAUGUGGGAGCUGGACCUCAGCGACAACGAGCUGACAGCGGUCCCCAGCCGCGCCCUCAGGCACCUGCAGAAGCUGCGCAGGCUGGACCUCUCCGGUAACGACAUCUCUGAGGUGAACCAGGAGGCGUGGCGCGGCCUGGAAGAGUCCCUGCAGACGCUGGACCUGGCUGACAACUCACUCACCUCGCUGCCGCCGGCCGCCUUCUCCAACCUGCAGCUGCUGGAGGCGCUGGACCUGCAGGGCAACCACCUGUCGGAGCUGGACGUGGCGCUGUUCCGCGACGGCCCGCCGCGGCUGUCUCGGCUGCAGCUGGCGGACAACCAGCUGUCGUCGGUGCCGUACCGCCAGCUGGCGCCGCUGCGCCUCCUGAGGACGCUCGACCUGUCGGCGAACCGCAUCGCCGGGCUGCACAGCGCCACCUCCGAGCCGGACGAGGCCCGCGGCUCGCUCAUGUCGCUGGACACGCUGCGCCUCGAGCGCAACCAGAUCCAGUACCUGCCUCCAGGCGCCUUCCAGCACUUCGACGUCCUCAACAGGACCUUCCUCGACGGCAACCCUCUCGUCCUCGUGCAGGGUGACGCGUUCCGCGACGCCAAGAUCCGCGAGCUGUCCCUGCGCGACUGCGGCCUCAGCGAGCUGUCGGCGCGCGCCUUCUCCGGGCUGGAGGCGACGCUCCAGGCGCUGGACCUGUCCGCCAACAACCUGACCGAGCUGCCGCAGCAGCUGUUCCACGAGUUCGACUUCCUGCGCACGCUGUCCCUGCGCGACAACAGCAUCUCGCAGGUGCGACCUGCCGAGACGCUGACCGGCUUCCAGUACUCGCUCUACCGGCUCGACCUCACCGGCAGGGACAUGGGCAUCACCGCCAUACAGGACCUCAGGAGGAUGCGCAACCUGCGCUCGCUGUCGCUGUCGCGCCUGCCGCAGCCGCACCUCGCGCCGGACGACUUCCUCGAGUUCGGCGUCGACCUGGAGGAGGUGCGGGUGGUGCGCGGCAACCUGCGCACCAUCAAGAACCACGCCUUCAUGCACGCGCGCGCCGUGCGCCGCCUCGACCUAUCCGAGAACGCCAUCUCGCUCAUCGAGCCGGACGCCUUCACUGAGAUUGGCCACUCGCUGACCUGGCUGCGGAUGGCCCACGGUCUAGCCAGCUCUGUGGGGACGCUGCCGCACGAGGCGCUGCGCCCGCUGGUCAACCUGGAGAGCCUCGACAUGAGCAACAACCGGCUGCGCACCAUGCCAGAGACCUCGUUCCACUUCCUGCGGCGGCUGCGCGUGCUCCAGCUCCAGGACAACCAGAUCGAGCACGUGCCCAAGGGCACCUUCCAGGGCAACAUCCACUCUGGGCUGGAGGAGGUGUACCUGUCGCUGAACUCGCUCUCGGCCGUCAACACGCACACCUUCGUCGACCUGUCGUCCCUGGAGACGCUGCGCCUCGACGACAACCGAAUCGAGCGCGUCGAGCGGCGGGCCUUCAUGAACCUCGAUCGCCUCAAGAUGCUGGACCUCCGGGGCAACCGGCUCACACGCAUCUCUGAUGAGGCCUUCCAGAACCUGCCCGAGCUGGAGGAACUGGACCUCGCCUACAACCGGCUCACCUCUCUGGACUUCACCAUGCUGGACCAGGUGGGCACGCUGGCCACGUUCCGGCUGAACGCCAGCCACAACCGGCUGCACUCGCUGGAGUCCAACUCCAGCGCGGGCCUGCUGCUGGGCCACCGUGGCGACCCGGUGGCCGUGCACUCCAACAUCAAGGUGCUCGACCUGUCCCACAACAACGUGAGCGGCGUGGCGCGCGGCUACUUCCGGCCGGUGGAGACCUCGCUCACGCACCUCUACCUCUCCCACAACCUGCUGUCCAACGCGUCGCGCGACCUCUUCGGCAACAUGCCACACCUCCAGUGGCUCGACCUCUCCCACAACGAGCUCGUCGAGAUCGACUUCGAUACCUUCCGCAACACGAGACGCCUGCAGGUGCUGAUGCUGUCGCACAACCUGCUGCUGGACGUGCCGGCGGAGCUGUUCCGCGCCAUGUCGGAGCUGCGCGUCGUCGACCUGUCGCACAACCGGCUGCGAGCGCUGCCCGACUCGCUCUUCCUGGAGCCGGGCCUGGAGCGGCUGUCGGUGGCGGGCAACGCGCUGAGCCGCGUGCCGCUGUCCGCCAUGGGCCUGCAGGCGGCCGCCACGCUCGUCGAGCUCGACCUGUCGCGCAACACCAUCACCACGCUGCACGGCCACGACGUCUUCGCCCGGUUCAAGUCGCUGGCGCGCCUCGACCUGUCCCACAACCGGCUGGUGCGCGUCGAGGAUGCUACCUUCUCCACACUGGCCAGGCUCGCGUCACUGGACCUCAGCCACAACCCGGAGCUGCUGCUGGACUCCAGGGGCCGUUGCUUCCAGGGUCUGGAGGACUCUCUGCUGGAGUUAGGGCUGGAGAAUGUGUCGCUGUCCAGCAUGCCAGACCUGGCACUCAGCUCACUGCGGACUCUGCGGCUGUCCAACAACAUCCUGACCACGCUGCCCUCUGACCUGGCGGCUAACAUGUCACACCUGCGCCACCUGGAGUUGGCCCACAACGCACUGCAGGCAGUGCCGCCCGCAGCCCAUGCACUCCCACACCUGCGCCGCCUGGUGUUGGCUGGCAACCCCAUCUCCACCAUCAGCAACACAUCGCUCCUGGGUGCUGCGGACAAACUCACCGAACUGGAUCUGACUGAGCUGCCGCUCAACUACUUUGAGUCUGGGGCCCUGGGCCAGAUGACAUCCCUGAGGACACUGCACGUGAGCCCCUACCGGAAUGUUCGACAGUUCAACUUGCCACAUCUCCUGCAGUACAAUUACGGUCUCAAAGAGCUGCACAUCCAUGUAUACGAGGAAACAGGACUGAGGGAUGAGAUGUCCGGUCCACUUCCUUUCAAGCUGUCCAACAUAACCGUCACAGGACGUGCACUCAAGACCCUUCCAGAUGAUCUCCUAAUGGGCGUGCGCAGCCCGCGGCUGCACUUCGGGCUGCACAACACGAGCGUGUCGGCGCUGCAGGCGGCCCUGUUCCAGCGCGCCACCUGGGUGCGCAACCUGACGCUGGACGUGCGCAACAACUCGCUGCGCUCGCUCUCCAACCCGAACCGCGCCGAGUUCCCCGGCGUGCCGCGCAAGAUGUUCCUCAACGACCUGCGGCUGGCGCACAACCUGUGGGACUGCAACUGCCAGCUGGGAUGGGUGGAAGUGUGGCAACGCAAGAGACACCAGUACCUGUGCGAGGACAAGGCUUCGCAGGAGACCGACUGCUACGGCACGUCGGAUGACGUGAGGACGGCGACGUGCGCCAACCGCGGCAACGUGUCCCUGGCGGACGUCCUCAAGACGGACAUCGAGUGCGGCUGGGGGUCCGCCGCUCCCAACGCCCCUCGGGCCCCAGCUGUCGUGGCUGCCGUCGUGGUCGCCGUGAUGGCCAGCCUGCUCGGCUGAAACGGUUCUGUAAAGGUCAGACAGGCCAUUUUGAAUAAUAAAGCCACUAUUACCAUUUGGCCUGUCAACACGGAAAUGAAAAUUAUACGAAGACCUAUGUGUAUGCAAGAAUGUGGCAGAAAUAUCCACAGAGGUGACAGAGAAAUCAAUGCUGAAGACUACACAAGUUAUCCAUGUGUACAUAACAUUGCUGUGUUGUCCAAUAAGCAUCAUAGCUUCUGUAGAAAAGCUAACACAUGUGUCGAGCCUGAUGCUUAACAGUUUCUAGCACUUGUGCGCUUCGCUGCUUACUUGCACUAGCUUGACUAUUUAUCUCAUAAAAUAAUGUGAAUAUUGUUUGUAUAUCUCUUAUAUACCUCACGUGUCUAUAAAGGUACUAUAAAUGUACAGUUAUACACAUA
Messenger RNA from Schistocerca cancellata (South American locust), 4335 nucleotides. It is a transcript of the gene chp, whose product is annotated as chaoptin. The coding region runs from base 41 to 3934 and encodes 1297 amino acids. Gene Ontology annotation, molecular function: protein binding. NCBI's taxonomy places the organism in Eukaryota, Metazoa, Arthropoda, Insecta, Orthoptera, Acrididae. The record is from RefSeq and is a predicted model, not a curated record. The transcript has 19 exons.